Molecule: messenger RNA, 1236 nt
Organism: Blastomyces gilchristii SLH14081
Lineage: Eukaryota; Fungi; Ascomycota; Eurotiomycetes; Onygenales; Ajellomycetaceae
Product: DnaJ chaperone, variant
Exons: 4
Coding region: 236-871 (211 amino acids)
Source: RefSeq, a predicted model, not a curated record
CAACUAUGCUUUUGCGCAUCCCAUGUCAUCAUUUUGACGUUUUAAACCUGACUAUAAACAACUAACUGUAGGAGGGCCAUAUCUACUAAAAGUUCCAUGCGACUUGACAUUGCAGGAUCCAUCUAUUCUACAUCUACAUAUAUGCACUCUUAUCGCUUGUAUUUUCCAUUCUCGUUCAUUUGAAGCUGUUUUACCUGUCAUCGAAAGACAUCGAGCGCCGCAUGAACAGAAAAUCAUGGGCGACACCGGUGUAGAUUAUUAUAAGAUCCUCGAAAUAGACCCAUCAGCCACGGAGCACCAGAUCCGCUUCGCAUAUAAACGCGCCGCACUAAAAUCCCACCCAGACCGCGUCCCCACCACCUCCCCCGAACGCCCUGCGCGCGAAGAGACCUUCAAAAAAGUAAACGAAGCCUACUACGUCCUCUCCGACCCCACCCGCCGACGCCAAUAUGACAACGGGCGCAGCCGCCAACAACAACAACAAAGGAAACCCCGCACCCCUUCACCACCCGCUUUCUCAUCGGGCCCGGAAACAGGGUCCGAUUCCUUCGCCUCGGACCAAUUCGGCUCUAUAUUCGAGGAAAUGCUGCGCGAGGAAGGGUUGUCGGAAGACGACGCUGUGCAUGGCGGGACGAGGCCGACGGGUCGGUUCUGGGCGAUUGUGGGUGGAUUGAGCGGGGCGGCGUUGGGGUUUAUUGUUGCGAAUUUGGCGGGUGCGGUGGCGGGUGCUGUUGCGGGUAAUCGACUGGGGGCGGUGAGGGAUGCGAGGGGGAAGAGUGUUUAUGAGGUUUUUCAGGCGUUGCCUGGUGAGGAUAAGGCGAGGCUAUUAAGUGAGUUGGCGGCGAGGGUUUUGAGGUCUGCUGUUUCGUGACCCGGGGUUCGGGCUUGUUUUCUCUUUAUAUUUUCGGAUUAAUUCUUGGGCGUGUGGGGUUUAGGUGGGUGCUCGUUCCUUUGGCUGAGUGGGUUCAGGUAUCCAUCUUGGUGCAGGAAUAUCUAUAGAUCGAUUCUGGAGAUCAAAUGGUUUGAUGUAUUUUUGCUGCUAUGGUCUGGCAUUAUUCGGCUGGUACAUUUUCACAUAAGGAAUCCAAAAUAUCUGCACUCAGUUUUCAAUAAUAAUUAAUAUAUGCGCCGUCAGGGACACAAUAUUAGCCAGUGAAUUCCAUUCCAUCCCAUUCCAUUUUGGUGGGGCUACAUAUUGGAUUAACAGUGCUACGCGAAGUACAACCUUUCUUGAGU